Messenger RNA from Quercus robur (English oak), 627 nucleotides. RefSeq lists its product as uncharacterized. The record is from RefSeq and is a predicted model, not a curated record. NCBI's taxonomy places the organism in Eukaryota, Viridiplantae, Streptophyta, Magnoliopsida, Fagales, Fagaceae. The coding region runs from base 1 to 627 and encodes 208 amino acids. The transcript has 3 exons.
AUGAAGAAGGGCUCAGUGUCUUGGUCCCCUAAGCCCAAGUCUACCAAGAGAGGGGAUGAUUCUUUUGAAACUUGUUCUGACGUCAUUCCCUAUAAGCGUGGCCUUCCUCCCAUUGGUAACAUAGUUCUUGAAGGUUCUCCUCCUCCUUCUGCUUAUACCCAUUCCAACAGGCAUCCUACUACAAGCAAGCCUAAGCCUUCUACUCCACGGCCAUCCAUGGAUGCUCCUCCUUCUAGCAGGACCCGCGGCAGCAAUAGAAAGACAUAUCCACCACCUCCAUCUGCCACUACUAAGAGGAUAUCUAAGCAUAAAGAGGAUACUUUUGCCACCCACCCCAUCUUACUUGCUAACCUCAAACCCCUUUCUGUUUAUCACCCCACGAGUGAGGAGGUCUCUGCUUCUAUGGGCACACCUAUGGAGGGUUUCUUUGAUGGGGCAAACAUAAUGGCUACGGCCAUGGCCUCUGCUUCUGCUGCUGCACAGGGAGCUCUUGUUGAGGCCCCGAUUCCUUCACCCAGACCUGGCCCUGUUAAGGAGAAUGCCCAGACCAAGAGGGUUAGUGAGUCUAUUCCCACUUCUGCCAAGAUUCUUAGUCCUCAGAAAGAAGUCACUCCUACAGGUGCAUAA